Messenger RNA from Mesorhabditis belari, 954 nucleotides. The record is from the annotation of a GenBank genome assembly. NCBI's taxonomy places the organism in Eukaryota, Metazoa, Nematoda, Chromadorea, Rhabditida, Rhabditidae.
AUGUUCAACUUUGGCACCUUGCGCCUACACUUAACGGAGAUAGCAAAUGGAGGACGAGCAAUUGAUGCAAAGCCGGAACCAAGCAAGAAGAGCGUGCUCCGUUUUGUGCCCGUAGCUGGGCUGAAGUUACCCGAGCCGAACGGAGGAGAAGCCGACUUCCAAGCAGACCAUAUCACCUACAUGUUCAACCAUCAGAUGCCAUCGAUUGGAAUAUCGUCUUUUUUUGAUUCAGAACGUCGGAUCGCGCUCGUCGACUACACCUUUUCCGUGUUCACCUAUACGAAGCGCCCGCUCGAAGCCUACUUCUUGGCUAUUCACAUUUUGGACCACACGCUUAAGGCUCAAAGCAACAAAAUCAAGCGUCUGCCUGACGAGGAAAUCGCACCGAUCAUCAUUGCUGCUGUCGAAAUUGGAAGCAAGUGCGAAAUACUUUACGGGGUUGCUCAUCACUUUACGAAGACCUACGGAGCUGACAAGAUUCGCUUUUGGGAGCGGGAGCAUCUUCGUAUCUUCGAUUUCAACAUUUCCUACACUCAUGUUCUCCACUUUCUACGAAUCUAUCAGUGUAUGACUGGGAACCUGAUGAAGACUCACUUGGACGUUUGCUGGGCAACUAUCAAAGGGCUCGCCUGCAUUGCCGUAGCAAAGUCAUCUCUCGUCGACGUGUUGCCAUCUCUACUUGCCGCCGCAAUUAUGCGAAUCGUGCUGGAACUUUUUGCUCAACGUCGCCUGCUUGGCGUUGAACUUAAUUCGCAAAUCAUCAUGCAUCUUCAACACACCGAAAUGGAGCACAUACCCCCAGCCUUGGAUCUACUGAAUUGGCUUCUGACUCAACCAAAAGUAAAAUCGAUUACGAGUCACUUCAGCCAAUUGAAAGUCGGAUUCGCGAAAUUGGAGAUCGAAGCGAUCAUCAACAAAUUGAAGACAAGAGAGGAACUCCAUAUGGAAAUCAAU